Molecule: messenger RNA, 2238 nt
Organism: Ochotona princeps (American pika)
Lineage: Eukaryota; Metazoa; Chordata; Mammalia; Lagomorpha; Ochotonidae
Gene: FBXL4
Product: F-box and leucine rich repeat protein 4
Exons: 8
Coding region: 204-2069 (621 amino acids)
Biological process (GO): SCF-dependent proteasomal ubiquitin-dependent protein catabolic process
Cellular component (GO): SCF ubiquitin ligase complex
Molecular function (GO): protein binding
Source: RefSeq, a predicted model, not a curated record
AAAGAAUGUUACAUUUCAGCAUUUCCACCUGAAAUCAAGCUACAAAUUUCAGGCCAAAUGGAUGAUUGCCAACUUUUGCAUUUCCCGAGUGCAUUCUGUGACCAUUCUAUCUGGGCCAUUCAUUUUUUAGAACAUCCUUCAAAGAGUUCAUGCAUCUUACUGAGGACACCUGACGUUUUGAAGCUUCAUAAUUCACAUCUUUGAUGUCACCAGUAUUUCCCAUGUUAACAGUUUUGACUAUGUUUUAUUAUCUAUGCCUUCGGCGCCGAGCCAGGACAGCUGCAAGAGGGGAAGUGAUGAACAGCCAUAGAACUAUAGCAUCAAACAGCCGGACUUCCCCUCUCAAUGCAGAGGUGGUCCAAUAUGCCAAAGAAGUAGUGGACUUCAGUUCCCAUUAUGGAAGUGAGAAUAGUAUGUCCUAUACCAUGUGGAAUUUGGCAGGUGUUCCAAAUGUAUUCCCAAGUUCUGGUGACUUUACUCAAACGGCUGUGUUUCGAACAUAUGGAACGUGGUGGGACCAGUGUCCCAGUGCCUCCUUGCCCUUCAAGAGGACACCACCUAAUUUUCAGAGCCAAGACUAUGUGGAACUUACUUUUGAACAGCAGGUGUAUCCUACGGCUGUUCAUGUUCUGGAAACUUAUCACCCUGGAGCAGUCAUUCGAAUUCUGGCUUGUUCUGCAAAUCCCUAUUCCCCAAAUCCACCAGCUGAUGUAAGAUGGGAGAUUCUUUGGUCAGAGAAACCUACGAAAGUGAAUGCUUCCCAGGCUCGUCAGUUUAAACCUUGUAUUAAGCAGAUAAAUUUUCCCACAAACCUUAUCCGACUGGAAGUCAAUAGUUCUCUUCUGGAUUAUUACACUGAAUUAGAUGCAGUUGUGCUACAUGGUCUGAAGGAUAAGCCAGUGCUGGCUCUUAAGACUUCACUUAUUGACAUGAAUGAUCUGGAAGAUGAAGACUAUCAGGAAGAGUCUGGCUCUGGAAUGGACAGUCUGAACAAAAAGUUUAGCAGUGUUUCCCUCAGGGAAGGGCCAAAUAAUGGGUAUUUUGAUAAACUGCCGUAUGAGCUCAUUCAACUGAUUCUGAAUCAUCUUACACUACCAGACCUGUGUAGAUUAGCACAGACUUGCAAACUACUGCACCAGCAUUGCUGUGAUCCUCUGCAGUACAUCCACCUCAAUCUGCAACCAUACUGGGCAAAAGUAAAUGACAGCUCUUUAGAAUUUCUACAGGCUCGAUGCAUUCUCGUCCAGUGGCUUAAUUUAUCUUGGACUGGCAACAGGGGCUUCAUUUCUGUUGCAGGAUUUAGCAGGUUUCUGAAGGUUUGUGGAUCUGAAUUAGUACGCCUUGAAUUAUCAUGCAGCCACUUUCUUAAUGAAACUUGCUUGGAGGUUAUUUCUGAGAUGUGUCCAAAUCUGCAGGAAUUAAAUCUUUCAUCCUGUGAUAAAUUGCCACCUCAAGCUUUCAACCACAUUGCCAAAUUAUGCAGCCUUAAACGACUUGUUCUUUAUCGAACAAAAGUGGAGCAAACUGCACUGCUCAGCAUUUUGAACUUCUGUUCAGAGCUUCAGCACCUCAGUUUGGGCAGCUGUGUAAUGAUUGAAGACUACGAUGUGGUAGCUAGUAUGAUUGGAGCUAAGUGCAAGAAGCUCCGGACCCUGGAUCUCUGGAGAUGCAAAAACAUCACUGAGAAUGGAAUAGCAGAACUAGCUUCUGGGUGUCAGCUGCUGGAGGAACUCGACCUGGGCUGGUGCCCCACUCUGCAGAGUGGCACCGGCUGCUUCGCCAGACUCGCACGUCAGCUCCCGAACUUGCAAAAACUCUUUCUUACAGCCAAUCGGUCUGUGUGUGACACAGACAUUGAAGAACUGGCAUGUAAUUGUACCAGAUUACGGCAACUGGACAUACUAGGAACAAGAAUGGUAAGUCCAGCAUCCUUAAGAAAACUCCUGGAAUCCUGUAAAGAUCUUUCGCUACUCGAUGUGUCCUUCUGUUCGCAGAUUGAUAGCAGAGUUGUGCUAGAAUUGAAUGCCAGCUUUCCCAAAGUGUUCAUAAAACAGAGCUUUACUCAGUGACUUAGCUGUGUUCUGUGAUAAAAUUAACGUGCUUUUUGUAGGGUUUUGUUUGUGGGACUAGUUUUAUUUAUAAUGGUGAAAAUUGAGAUGUUUGUGCAUUUUAAAGAAAAAUAUCAAGUUGCUCAUUAAGUAAAAAAUAUAAACAAAUGUUCAAAUAUUUUCACAAAAU